Messenger RNA from Dendrobium catenatum, 4227 nucleotides. RefSeq lists its product as uncharacterized. Bases 173 to 3898 code for a protein of 1241 amino acids. The record is from RefSeq and is a predicted model, not a curated record. The transcript is spliced from 7 exons. Lineage: Eukaryota; Viridiplantae; Streptophyta; Magnoliopsida; Asparagales; Orchidaceae.
GACAAUUUUGUUAAAAACUAUAUGUCUGUUCCUGCUGCGCUCUCCACCGGCCCUCUAGUUUCAUUUCUCGAUUUCUUAGGAGCCUCACGCUCGAGCGAUCGCCGAAACAAAGAACUGAACAGCAGUGAAAAAGUCGCAGUUUUCUUUUGACGAUCUGGCAACGCAAGGUAUUAUGCGACGUGGUCAUGGGAGGACUGUUUUCAUUUCUGAUAAUGUUGCAGACAGACGAAGUUCUGCUCUGUCUAGAAGAUACUCAGAACAGACCAUUCGCAAGCUUCCUUCAAAGGAAAAUCUUGUAAUUGUUCCUGUCUUGAGGAAUUGUGAAGAGAGCAGGCGGAUUUUUCUCAGAUUUCUUACACCCGACGUUCAUUUGUCGAGAAUGGUAGUGCCUUUUACUUCAUUCAAGCAAGGGCCUGAAUUAAUAAAUGAACAGGGUUCUCAAAAUCCAGUUCAUGCAGAUAUGUUGGACUGUCACAAUUCAUCAUAUCUGCAACCAACUAUAUUUGUCCAGUUUGAUUUUCAGAAAGAAGGUAGUCCCAUUCCUAAGGAAAAUCCAUCGGUUAUUUCUGAUUCCCCUCGGACAGUUACAGACUACAGAUCCCCCAGCUCUAAUGUUCUUGGAGAAUCCCAUAGGUUAUCCAGAAACAAAUCUAUUAGGGAUAGCCUCAAUAACUCACUGCCUAUUGCUGCACCGAAGGAGUCCUCUUGGCUCAAUUAUGGCUCUGAUAAUAUAGCAUCGAAUAUCUCAGCUGAUGCAACUAGUAAAGUAGAUAAACCUGCAAAACUAAGUUCAAAAAAGAAAAGAAAAAAGAAGCGAAAACAAUAUAAAAGAUCCAUGAAUAACAAGGCAUCCAUUAAACCAGAAAAUCAGGGUGAAGAAGUCAACUGUGAUGCUUCAAAAUCUGAAAGCUCCACUAGCGGUGAUCUAGUUUGUUCGUAUGCAUCUGAAAAUAACUUGUCCUUGGUUGUUCCUUGUCCGAGCUUGGUUGUUCAAGAAACUUGUAGUGAAGUUUUGGAGCAACUUGAAUGCAAUGGUAAUGAUUGCUCAGGCAUGUUAUCAAGCUCAGUGGAAGAGACAUUAGACAAAAGCAUCAAUGUUUCUAGAAAGCCAGUUUCUCUACCUUAUGACUUUACUGAUGCUGAGACAGACAAGAUAUUGUUUCAGGUUGUAAAAUCAAGCUCUAACCAAUCUUGUGAAUUGAGCUUGUCCACUUCUCUUCAGAAUAACCCUGAGAUUGAUAUGACUAACGAUUCUCUUGUUGAUUGUGGAACGGAAUGGUCCCUUGCAAAUGAUGGCGGAUUUAAUCCAUUGGCUGAUAUGAUGACUUUCACUUCAAGGAAUGUUUCGGUUGAAGGUGAAUGCAAGGAUAACUCUUAUCAAGAUAAUGAUUUAUCCAGCAGCUGCCGUGUCAAUUGCUCUGACUGGGAAAAGGAUGUUGCAGAUAUUGAUUGCUGUUCCGAAAGACUUUUUGAUAGCAGCCAAGCUUCAAGCAGUGACGAUUUCCAUCCAGUUAUUUAUACUAAGAGAGGAAGGCUGGCAAGAAAGCUUUCUGGGUUUUCAAAUGGGAUGCAUAGACUCAAUAAUGCCCAUUUGCAUCGGGGCUUUGAAACAAAUAAUAAACAUUCUAUAUGGCAGAAGGUAGAAAAGGCUGGCACUUCAGCGGUAACCCGUCCAAGAAAUAAUGGUAAAAUUGUGUCACGAAAUGCUGAUGUUUCGUUAAAUUGCCUGGACCCAAGGGUUCAACAGCUUAAUGAGCUAAAGCAAAGUAGGAGGGGAAAAUCUUUCAGAUUUUCUUCUAAUGAAUUGGAUUCCUCUCAAUCAUAUUCAUCCAUAGUAUCCUCUAUUGUUGAGGCUAAUUCAGGUCAUAUUUCAAUGGAUGGUAGUACCUACCUGGAAAAGUUGCAAAAGAAGCCCGGUUUAGCUACUACUGAGCGGGAAAACCAGUGUGCACGUCAUAGUAGUAUAAACAAUAUUAAUAUUCCUUCUAAAACUCAAGUUUUAAGAAACGAAAAUCUGGAUACUGCAGUUAAGUUUACUAAUAUUUCUCAUCAGCGGACUGACAGAGUUAACACUUUAUUAAGAUCAACCAAGAAUUCACAGAGCACAAUCCUACCGAAAGAAACAGGACCAAAUAAUAUCUGCAGCAUUCUACAAAAUACAUCUUCAAUGUCUCAAGAUAUCCUAGCUGAUUCAUCCGUGAUAGAAUUAAAAUCAGACCAAAGGCAUGCGAAUACACAUUUUGACAGUACUUCACAGCCUUCUGUUGAUAUGAGUAAAGAUCCGUGCAUUUAUAAAAGGAAGGAAGAUAUCCAAUGCCAGAGAUUAGAUAUGGAAACUACUCACCUAGAAACUAGCAGAAGAGACAACAAUUCUGGGUCUCUAUUACAGAAGUGCAUCCCAACUGGGGGACAGGAUGUAGUGAUUACUAGAAGUCAAAUGGAUGAUCAGCCAUAUUCUAGUGUCCAUAACUUAGUUCCUCGUAGUCUAAACUCGAGCUUUACUGAUGACCUCAGUUCAAAUCCUCAUAGUUUGGUCUAUUUGUCUACUAGAGAAAUACAAUGUUCAAGUCCCUCGUCUAGCUAUGCGGAUUGCUCAUCUCCUGAAGAGGGUGAACUCAUCAACAAGCUUGAUAGUCAACCUUGUACGUCAUCUGAAGAGUCCAGUGAUUUCUCAUCUCCAUCUGGUUGCCAUUUUUCUCUUGAAACAAAGGAACAACUUUUUCCAGGCUUUGAAACUGAUUUGAGCAAGAUAAUUGAGGCAGUCGAUGGAUCAUACAAGUUAUUGGUUGCAGCUGAGGGUGUUCAGCUGGCUACUGGUAGUCCGCUUGCUGGAUUUGAGAGAUUACUACAUUCUGCAUCACCACUUAUUGAAACAGACUGCAUCAGCAUGUGCAAUAUCUGUUCUCAAAGUCAAAUCAUUGGAAAUUCUUUGUGCUCCCAUCAAGUUCCCAACAUUUCACUGAGAAGACUGUGGCAAUGGUAUGAGAAGCCUGGCAGUUAUGGAUUGGAAGUUAAGUUAGAUGAAUUGUAUACCUCAAAGAGAUCACGGACUGGUCUUUCUAAGUUUUCAGCUUAUUUUGUACCAUAUCUUUCUGCUGUACAAUUAUUUUCCCGAUCUAGAAAGUCCAUCAAUCAUCCUAACAAUGAUACAGAAGGAGAUUUGAUGAAAACUUGUGAUGUUUGUGACACAUGCAAAUAUUCGACUAGUUUGGCUUCACUUCCUAUCUUCUCAAAGCUUUUGCCACAACCAUGCAAAAAAGAAGAUACAAGGCCAACAAAACUUUAUUCGUCAAGCAAAAAUAAAGAAUUCAGUGAAUCAAUGUUUAGGGAGCAAUUGGCUGAUGAGUUGCUAUUUGAAUAUUUUGAUUCGGAUCAGCCACAGAAGCGGAGACCAUUAUUUGAUAAGAUUCAAGAGCUUAUUCUCAAUGAUUCAUCAUCUAAUUGCCACUUAUUUGGGGAUCCUUCAAAGUUGGGGUGUCUAAAUCUGAAAGAACUCCAUCCUGCCUCUUGGUAUGCCGUGGCAUGGUAUCCUAUCUAUCGGAUACCUGAGGGCAGCUUUCGUGCUGCAUUUUUAACCUAUCAUUCUUUUGGCCAUUUUGUUCGCAGAAGCACGUCAAAUAGUACUAAUGGUUGCAUCAAUUCUGUAAUCUUGCCUAUUGUAGGUCUGCAAAGUUACAAUGCACAGGGGGAGUUCUGGUUUGAGCCAACAAAUUUAAACUCUAGAGCAGUCCAGACAGAUUCAUCCAUGCCCAAAAGUCCUUCAGGAAAUUUUAAGGGCAGAUUGCAGUCAUUAGAGAGAACAGCUUCUGUGAUGUCAAGGGCCACCAUCCGCAAGGGUAGUCUGACUUGCACAAACAGUCACCCAGAUUAUGAGUUCUUCCUCUCCAGGAAGAGGUAAGAUGUGUUAAAAGCACUAUGUCGAUUUUCUGCUUCAAUUUUUUACAAUGAGCUUAAAUCUAUCCAGUUUUUUAUUUUCACCUGAGACAAUAAGGAGAAAUGUGGUACAACAGUUAACUAAAUUUUGGUUUUUCUGUAUAUGUAUGUUGAUAGAAGUAAGCCUCUGAAUUUUCCAUCUGCUAGAAGCUUUGAUGUAAUUUCUUUAUGCUUUUGCCUAAAUUCAUAACUCCAUCAUUCUGAAUGCUCUUUCUCCAGUUGGAGCUUUAGUCAUCUGAUUUUUUUCAGUCUUAUGUAAAUAAUAGAGGCUCUCUUAUGGGAGUUUGUUCGUUU